Molecule: messenger RNA, 9355 nt
Organism: Triplophysa rosa
Lineage: Eukaryota; Metazoa; Chordata; Actinopteri; Cypriniformes; Nemacheilidae
Gene: nt5c3a
Product: 5'-nucleotidase, cytosolic IIIA
Exons: 9
Coding region: 2731-3588 (285 amino acids)
Cellular component (GO): cytoplasm
Molecular function (GO): 5'-nucleotidase activity; magnesium ion binding
Source: RefSeq, a predicted model, not a curated record
UCUGGAAUUGGAAUUCUGCCUAGUUAAAACUAAAUUAUGACUAGUACAGCCAAGGGUAUAUUAUGUCAAAACGGCUUGCCAUAGCCAGAUAGUUAUACUGCAAUGAAAAGAUUCUUAAAACAGUGAAAAACAGAGUUUUAAAGUGACAUUAUUGUAGCUGUCACACUGUCUCUGUUUCCCCUGGUUGUUGUGGACCUUUAGUUUGUAUUCCUUAGUUCCUGUUUCCUUUGUUAUGUUGUAGUUCUUUUUGUUCAUUGGCUCCCAGUUGAUUGUCUCCCAGAUGUGUCUUGUUAGCCCUCAUUAGUUUGCAGAGAUACUCUUGUUAUAGGGAGAUGGAGGGGUCUGUAUAUGCAUACAGGUCGAUGACGUACUUCUGCUAAAAUCUCAGCCAGGCUGUUACAUCGGGCAAUGGCAUCAUAGGGAAAAAUGGCGUUUCGCUUCAGGAUGCACAUAGGAUUACGAAAUUUGAAUGUUUUCUUACUAAACACAUCCUAAUCACUUGGUGAAAAAUUCCCUUAGUGCUAUGAGAGUGGGGGUGACCUAGCUGGAUGAGAUUUUAGCGGACACGCAAAAGGGAGCUGAAUUGAAGAGUGAACACAACACUGAAAGUACCCUAAACAAGUCUUAUAACAGUCAUAUUACAUCAAAUACACAUACACUACAUAUACAUUAAAGGACCCAUUGUAUGAAAGUCCAUUUUUUUCUGUGUUUAAGUGCUAUAAUCGGGUCCCCGGUGUAUCUAGCAACCCAGAAAACGUGAAAAACAAGAUCCAAGUAACUUUGUUUUGGUAAGCCUUUCUCUGCAAGCAUGUGGUAACUUUGUUUUGGUAAGCCUUUCUCUGCAAGCAUGUGAGAAAUCGAGCAAUUCAGAUUUCACUCCUGAUGUGACGUAGACGCAGGCUCUUAUUAUAAUAUUACCACCCCUUAAUCUACACAAUUCCACCCACGGCGCUGCACCCAGCGGUCUACGUGACGCCAUGGCUAAACUUCGUGGACAACAUGCAAUGCUGCACAGAGUCCUUAUCUCGGAAGAGACAGGAGUGGAUUUAUUUUAUUUUUAGUGGAAAUCCCUCAGAAACCAUAAGUUAAAACCUGCUUGUUUGCACAAAUCACUUCAAGCCAGAGUGCUUUAUCAACCUGGGACAGUACAAGCAGGUUUAGCUUCAAAGUUGUUCCUCAAGAGGGAUCGAGACCAACUGAACGAGACAAGCUGCCGAUGUAAGUAAUAUUUAUCAACAGUCUGAACUGACGUACAAUUACCAUAUAUAUAGGAGGAUAACGUUAGCAUACGAUAACGAAGGGAGCUAAGUCAGUCACGGGCUAAAUAGAACAUUCAAAGCCAGUGUUAAACUUAUUCUAUAUUUAUAUGUUAUUCGGCAAAUGGGCACUUGGAGUUUAGCUGUAUGUAUGUUAAUACAUUAUGUGCGUUAAUAUGUUAAGCUGCGGCAAGUUGUUUGUUUUGCUAAUGAACAGGGACGAACACUGCAGUGAGUUUUGUUUUAAACGUCUCAAAUCAUUCAUCUUUAGGCUGAAAAAUCUGUCACAGCAUACUAUUAAUGCUCUCACGUUGUGUGUGUAACGUUAUAACUUGUCAACAACAAGCGCUAAAAUCCACGUAAUUCAACGUGAGCGCUGUUAGCUGUAACAUAUUUUUUACUCUCCGGACGAAUGAUUUGAGAUGUUUAAAACAAAACUAACCGCAGAGGAGUUCAGGAAACAUAAUUUAGCUAAACCAUUGCCAUGGCAGUACUACACAUGUGUUGUGUUGACUCGCCGGACGGAAGGGGGGUGGUGUGCGCUGUAACUCAUUAUCAUUUAAAGAGACAUGCACCAAAACGGGUUGCUGUGAGCAUAGCUGUUUUUGACGAGGCAAAAAGGGUUUUGUUUACACAGCCAUUGAGUGUUUUUAAGAAAAAUAUGUUUUCUUAAUAUACAGACAUUUCAUGAAGACCCUAAUAAAUCAUACCAACUUGUUGAAAGUGCUCAUUUUAUGAGUCCUUUAAACAGUAUGCCUAUUUUACAUUGUUGUUCUUUGGCAAUACAACCAUAUUUGAUCUUUGACCUGUAGGGUGGGGGUGUGGACAAAAUUACACUGUACACCGAGCCAUUUCAUUGAUCGUUCGUGUGAUGACUAAAGCCAUAAUUUAUCACUGGAAUGCACCUUACCAUCAGAAACACACUGACAUGUACCAACACAAGAGUCUGGGUUGUGAUUUUUGUAGGGGUGGAAUAAAUUUACUGCUCAAAAACACUGAAUCACUAUGGUCUCGUAAGCACUACAGCCGUACCGUAAAGAUUCAUUUUGCUAAAAAUGUCUGCAUAUAAAAGAACUCAAUGUAGGGCAGAGCAACUGAACUCUGACCUAUUGAUCCAGACAAUCCACACUCUCUAGAAAAUAACCUCAAUAUCUUUGGUCAGCAUAAUUCAGUUUAUGGAGUUGGAGUUGUAUACAUGACCACCAUGUGGCUUUAAUGAUUUUAUAAAAGGUAUUAAACAGACAGAGCAUCAUCUUUUGUUAUUGCCGUAUGGUUCGUUUGAUUUUAAGUUCUCCGUGUGUGGUUGGGAGCUUCUGUGUUUGUGUUUGGGUCAUGUGAUUGCCUGUGAGGGUUUAGAUUACGGGGUGUUAUCAGUUUUGAGGCGACACCCCUUGUGUGGCAGGCCUAUAUAAGUGUUCGUCAGACAAGAAACAUUUUCCUUGCCAUUUGACACGACGCUUGAAAGCAAGUAAAGAUGCCUGAGUUUGAGAAAAGUACGAUUCAUAUCAGAGACCCUGAGCGGGUGGAGCAGAUCAUUUGCUCUCUCAUUAAGGGUGGAGCAACGAAACUGCAGAUCAUCACCGAUUUUGAUAUGACGUUAAGCAGAUUUGCUGUGAAUGGAAAACGCUGCCCAACAUGUCAUAAUAUUAUUGACAAUUGCAAGUUGGUCACAGAAGAUUGUACGAAAAAGCUGCUGCAGCUAAAGGAGACAUAUUACCCUAUAGAGAUAGACCCUCAUCUAACCAUGGAAGAGAAAUAUCCGUUUAUGGUGGAGUGGUACUUUAAGUCUCACACAUUAUUGGUGGAACAGAGAUUGCAAAGGGACAAACUACCAGAGGUGGUGAGAGAAUCUGAUGUCUGUCUAAGGGAAGGGUAUGAGCAGUUCUUUGACCGACUGCAAACGCACAGCGUUCCAGUGUUUAUCUUUUCAGCGGGUCUGGGAGAUGUGCUGGAGGAAAUUAUCAAACAGGCUGGUGUCUACCACCCCAAUGUCAAAGUGGUGUCCAACUUCAUGGACUUUGAUGACAAUGGAGUUCUGAAAGGCUUUAAAGGAGAGCUGAUUCAUGUUUAUAACAAGCAUGAUGGUGCCCUGAGGAACACAGAAUAUUUUAAACAAUUGAAGGGCAACGGGAACAUUAUUCUGCUCGGAGACUCACUCGGUGAUCUCAAUAUGGCAGAUGGUGUGCCCAAUGUGGAAAACAUCCUCAAGAUUGGCUUUCUCAAUGAUAAGGUAGAGGAACUAUUGGAAAAGUACAUGGACUCUUAUGAUAUUGUCCUGAUGAGGGAUGAAACUCUUGAAGUGCCAAAUUCCAUUCUACAGAAGAUCUUAUAAUUGACAUAAUGUGUCACAACCCUGACUGGUGUGGAAUGUCUUGAAUUGUAGGAUAUUUGGAGUCACCUGGAUACUGAGAUUAAACUCCACCUGCAUGCUCCAAGAUUUACAUACUCAGUUCCUGUUUUUCUUUUAAAUCAACUGGUUUAUUAAACACCCUGCUGUUGUGGCAUCAAGGAUCUUGAUGUAAACACAUAUCAAAAGAACACCAGUUGCAUAUUGUUAAGAUUAUUGUUUGCGGUAUUUUUGAUAUGGAAACAUUUGGAAUUGUCACACCGUGGGACAGCUAACUGGCGUGUGUCGGUCAUGAUCACUAUUAAAAUAAUCUGCACUUUUGAAUUCUAAAGAGCUGUUACGGUUCUCUUUUUUUACUUUAUACGAAUGCCUGAAUGCACAGAACAUGAAAAGCAAGCAAACCAAUUUAUAUUGUUGCCCAAUCCUUCAUGUUGAAGCUAUGUGUUUUGUCCUGCAAUAAUUUCUUACAGUUAAACCACUUUUGGGGCGUAGAAACUGUCCUAAAUUUGAUUUUACCAUCAUUUGUCAAAGUACGUACGUGUGAUUCAUAGAACGACCAUUUAUAUAAAUAUGAACGUUCCCAUGGAUUUUUGCGUACGCACACUCUAGACCGAAUCCAUGCAUAUGCACGCUUUAUAAACGAGGCUCCUGGUGUUAACAUGCACCGUGUCAGGUAUAGUUCCAUCCUCACUUAAAACUGCUGUGAUCACUCCUCUUCUUAAGAAGUCGGGGGCUUAUCCAAGUAAUUAUGAUAACUUUCAUCCUAUUUCAAACUUACCCUUUAUUUCUAAAGUCCUGGAGAGGAUCAUUGCAGAACAGGUCCGCCAUCAUCUUUCUGACAACAUGUUGUAUGAAAAAUUUCAAUCUGGGUUUCGUGCACACCAUAGUGUCGAGACUGCUUUAGUUAAAAUUUCUAAUGACUUAUUGUUAGCCACUGACACAGGAUCAUUAUCGAUACUGGUUUUACUUGAUCUUAGUGCAGCAUUUGAUACAAUUUCGCAUGAUAUUCUGUUAAGCUGGAUGGAAUCGAUUGGAAUUACUGGAACUGUACAUUCUUGGUUUAGGUCGUAUUUAACUGGGCGUACUCAAUUCGUUCAAUUAAAACAAUAUACAUCAGAGUUGUCUGAUGUUGUUACUGGGGUUCCACAGGGCUCGGUCCUGGGUCCUCUCUUAUUUAUCAUUUACCUUUUAACACUUGGUAAUAUUUUUAGGAAGUUUAACAUCCAGUUUCACUGUUAUGCCGAUGACACCCAGUUUUAUUUGUCAUCUAAACCUGGUUCUACUUUUCCUUCAGUGUCUUUCUCUGACUGUGUGGCCGAGUUAAAGGAGUGGUUUACAACAAAUCUCCUGAAACUUAACAGCAAUAAAACUUAAAUUUAGCUUAUUGGCUCAAAAAAUACCUUGGCUAAUUCAGAAAGAUUUCCUACGAUUUCUGAUGAUUUGUCGGUUUCCAUGUCUUCUCAGGUUAAAACGCUGGGUGUCAUUUUCGAUUCUACCUUAUCAUUUGAAGCACAUGUAAACAGUAUAGUUCGAACUGCAUAUUUUCAUUUGCGCAAUAUUAAUCGUCUUCGUCCGUCUCUAUCAGUGGAGAAUACAGCGACCCUGGUACAUGCUUUAGUUACAUCUCGAUUAGAUUUUUGUAAUUCUCUUCUUUAUGGCUUGCCCUCAAAGCUUCUCCACAAACUUCAAUUAGUUCAAAACUCAGCAGCACGAAUUAUAUCUAAAACCUCAGUAACUAGACAUAUUACUCCUAUACUGGAACAAUUGCAUUGGCUCCCGGUCAAAUACCGCAUUGAUUUUAAAAUUCUUCUUUUUGUUUACAAAACACUUAAUAAUCUUGCUCCCUCUUACUUGUCAGAUUUGCUCCAUAACUACACCCCGACUUGUACUCUAAGAUCAUCUACUGCACAUACUCUUGUUCCUCUUCGAGUUCGCACAACGUCUUUUGGGUCCAGAUUCUUUAGUUAUGCCGCUCCACACCUUUGGAACUCGUUACCCCAAGACGUUUAGACCCCUAAAACUUACCUGUUUAGGCAGGCUUUUCGAUGAUUAUAUCACUUGUUUUAGGGUUACUUAUGGUCUUAAUUAUUAUGUUUUUGUUUUAUUUAUUUUAAUGUUUACUUUUGUAUGCUUGUUUAUGAUUACUUCAAUUUAUGUCGGUUAAAUCAUAUGUUGUAUUAAUAGUUUUAUGGAUUAUUGUUCUAUUCAUUGUACGGUGUCCUUGAGUGUCUAGUAAGGCACCUUGAAAUAAAAUAAUAAUAAUGAUAACCUGUUGACACGAAAUAAAAUUAGUUUGGACUCUAAUGUUCUGAAAUGUGGGUAGCUGCUGGCAUAUUGCAAGAAGACCAGUCAUGUCUUAAAGUUCCAGUGUGUAAUGUUUUGGAGGGUCUGUUGACAGAAAUGCAAUAUAAUAUAACUAUGCAGGGGCGUAUAGCAGACGUAAAAGUUUCUUUUAGAAACUGGUGAUUCAUUCUGUCCCCCGCACUUUUUUUUACCCACCUUCUAAAUUUCUGCCCGUGUUCUCUCGUUUGUUACUUAGAUUUAAGUGAACUAACAUUCAGCCAGUAACAAGCCGAAUCAUCUCUUUGGCACAUCUGCCAAACACGUUAAAUCUAACGCGUAUUUUGGGGGCGUAUUUUACCCCUAAACCGCCAAAAGAGUAGAGGACGAUUACGUCCUUUUUUCAAACACACACUGUAUGUGUUGUUGUGAUGACAUGAAUUUGCAUUGAGAUGAUGCGAGCAAUGCGAUCAAGCAACAGGACAAAAAAACAAUAGAACGAGGCAUGUGAUGCGCCUUAGUGAUGUGACAUGAUAUUCCAUGUAAAACCUUUAAAUGGCAGUUUCCAAGUUGUAUUCAUUACUGAGCUCAUUAAAUGAGAAACUACAUGAAAUAUUGUUUUGUCCUGCCAUAUCGCUGUUACAUGCCUAACUAUUGUGUGUCACUAUUUUGUAGUUGUCAAUCACGUUUUGGAUGUGUCCAGUUACACAAAGUAUAAAUAUACUUAAUAUCAUAUUAAUUGUAUUCACAUAAUGUAUCUACAGUGCCCUCCACUAAUAUUGGUAAAUAUGAGCAAAGGCGGCUUUGACAUUUUUUUUAGUUGUGUUUGCAAUUGUUUGUUUUCAAUAAGAGCAGCCUUUUGUUAAUAUUUUGAGCAAACAAUCGACGGUUAAACAACAAAAAACUAAUAUCUUUCUAAGGGUCAAAAUAACCUUACUCAGUUCAGGUCAUUUCAGUUAGGUCUCAUCAAUGUUGCAUAGAGAAAAACUUACAAUAAUGCUAUGUAGUUAAUACCAUCUUGUCUUUAUUUAAUUUAUUCAUCUAUCACUAUUCUUUUAUUAUAAUGUACUGUAUGUCCCAAGAUGGCGUAGCAGUGCAGACGUGUUUGGCGUCCUCUCAUUCUACUAUUUGUAUUUUUCAUCUUUUUUGUAUACAUUUCUAUUUAUUUUUCAUUUUUAUUUUUUUCCUACUUUAAAUUAAAUAUACCUUCCGGUAACCCACUUCCAUUAUAGCUAGCCAGAUAAGUACUAUAAUUACAAUAGCUGCUAGCUAUUUAGCCUCUGUUAGCUACUGCUAGCGACCUUUACCCUCUACACAGGCACCAGCCGAGAAUUUAUUUAUUUUUCCUGAACAAAUACCUGCCAGCCUUGGACUGUCCUUCUCCACUACAACAAAUGAUUCCUGCCGCUAACCCCUGGACCAUUACUCCUGAUCUUCACAGCUAGCUAGCUUCCACAGAAUGACCUAGCCUCGAAGCUACCCCUGUGCAUCUCCCGGUUAGCAAACAAAAUUACUACAACAACAAUUACCUCUUUCGCCGUCUGGCCCGGUCCCUUCGUCGGCGCCUGGUCUGCGGACGUGGUUCUGUCCGUUGUGCCUUCGACUUUGGGUGCCGUGUUUUCCCGCAUGCUGGGGUGGCGGUGACUACCCCUAUCACGGUACUCUACUUAGUUUACUUUUGUUUUGUUUAUCUGUCGGCCCUAGCCCCGAACAUUUCAUCUGUUUGUUGUCUUGGCUGAUUAGCUGAUGUUGACUUACCUGUUGUUGUCUUAGUUAGCUCUCCCAAUCAACACCUGUGAUUAUUCUAUGUCUGGUUUUAUGUCUCUCUCAAAUGUCAAUAUGCCUUGUGUACUGUUGUUUAUGAUAGUUUAACAUUGUGUCAGUUUUCUGCGGAGCCCCUAGUUCCACUCUACAUGCCUCAAAUACUUUGUUUGUUCCACCUCCCACACAUGCGGUGACCUCACCCAGUGUGACCAGCAUGUCCAGAGAUUCAACUUCUCUUAUCAUCACUCAGUACCUGGGAUUACCUCCACUGUACCCGCACCCCAACAUACCCCUGUCUACACAUUAUGCCCUGCGUCUAUUCUACCAUGCCCAGAAAUCUGCUUCUUUUAUUCUCUGUCCCCAAUGCACUAGACGACCUGUUUUGAUAGCUUUUUGCCGUACCCUCAUCCUACUUCUCCUCUGUUCCUCGGGUGAUGUGGGGUUAUCCCAGGCCCUGCGUGCCCCCAGGCUCUCUCAUUUGUUGACUUUUGUAAUCGAAAAAGCCUUGGUUUCAUGCAUGUUGACAUCAGAAGCCUCCUCCCCAAGUUUGUUUUACUCGCUGCUUUAGCACACUCCGCCAACCCUGAUGUUCUUGCCGUGUCUGAAUCCUGGUUUAGGAAGGCCACCAACAAUUCUGAGAUUUCCAUACCCAACUACAACAUUUUCCGCCAAGUAGGAACUGCCAAAGGGGGAGGAGUUGCAAUCUACUGUAGAGAUAGCCUGCAGAGUUCUGUCAUAUUUUCCAGGUCUAUACCCAAACAGUUUGAGUUUCUAAUCUUAAAAAUUAAUCUCUCCAGAAAUAAAUCUCUCACUGUUGCCGCCUGUUAUAGACCCCCCUCAGCUCCUGGCUGUGCCCUUGACUCCAUAUGUGAAUUGAUUGCCCCACUAUCUUCAGAGUUUGUUCUGCUGGGUGACCUAAACUGGGAUAUGCUUAACACCCCAGCAGUUAUACAAUCUAAAAUAGAUGCCCUCAAUCUCACACAAAUUAUUAAGGAAAUCACUAGGUACAACCCUAAAUCUGUAAACAUGGGCACUCUCAUAGAUAUUAUCCUGACCAACUUGCCCUCCAAAUAUACCUCUGCUGUGUUCAAUCAGGAUUUCAGCGAUCACUGCCUCAUUGCUUGCAUUCGCUAUGGGUCCGCGAUUAAACGACCACCCCUCAUUACUGUCAAACGCUCCUUAAAACAUUUCUGUGAGCAGGCCUUUCUAAUCGACCUGGCUCGGGUAUCCUGGAAGGAUAUUGACCUAAUCCCAUCAAUCGAGGAUGCUUGGUCUUUCUUUAAAAGUAAUUUUCUUACCAUCUUAAAUAAGCACGCCCCUUUCAAAAAAUGUUGAACUAAGAACAGAUAUAGCCCUUGGUUCACCUCAGACCUGACUGCCCUUGACCAGCACAAAAACAUCCUGUGGCGGACUGCAAAAGCAUCAAAUAGUCCACGCGAUAUGCAACUGUUCAGGGAAGUCAGGAAUCAAUACACUCAGGCAGUCAGGAAAGCAAAGGCUAGCUUUUUCAAACAGAAAUUUGCAUCCUGUAGUUCUAACUCCAAAAAGUUCUGGGACACUGUAAAGUCCAUGGAGAACAAGAGCACCUCCUCCCGGCUGCCCACUGCACUGAGGCUAGGUAACACGGUCACCACCGAUAAAUCCAUGAUAAUCGAAAAUUUUAAUAAGCAUUUCUCUACGGCUGGCCACGCUUUCCUUCUGGCUUCUG